UUCUCUAGCCAGUUCAAGUGCAACUCGUGGGGAGUGAAGAUGAAAUUUAUCUUGGGUUUGUGUUUUCUUUUGGGGAUUGCUUGUGAUUUUAGCACAGCGGCAGCACUUGAAGGUAAAAACCGAGGAAUGACAGCAAUUCCACGCUCAACAAAAUCAGUCAGAGCCAAUGGAGAUAGCAGCCAAACAAGUAAUAUGACAGUAGCUUUCGUACCCCUAAUCAGCAUAAUUGCAAAUUUGCUACCGAGAUUUUUUGGAAGAUACUCUCCAGUAACACCUGCUUCAUCUGUCCAACAAGCUCGAGCAUUUUUGGAAGUAAAAAAGGAGAAAGUUGAAUGCAAUGAGCCUUGGCACGUGGGAAAGAGGUGGACUAAUCAUUUGAAUAGAUCAGUAUAUUAUCAAUGCUACCACUCAAAGAAUUGCUCUUCAAUCUAUGAGGAAUCCUGCUUUGUGGUAAAAAUGCAAAGAUGCAAAUUCCCGAAGGAAUUUCACACUGAAAAAAAGCUGUGUUUGGUUGACGUGAAUAUGAAGACUGUUAAGCAUGCUGAAUCAAAUUUUGAUUUCUAUGAUAAUUAUACCUAACUAACAACUUUUAGUGAUCUCACUUAUAUCAUUUCAAGAAAUUGAAAUUACUUAAUAUCUGUUCUACUGUUAUGGUGGUGUGGCACUAGGUAGUAUUUUAAAGGGGGAAUCAAUGGUAACCACUAUCAAGUAUGAUUUGAGUCAAGUUUCUACACUAACAGGUUUUUUACACCUACAAAGAGGUGAAUUUGGACACAAAUUUUGGUUCUCAAUACAUUAUUGUAAUAUUUGUAAAAAUAAUAAUAAUAAUAAUGCAUAAUAGACCCAUGAUCAAUAACAUGUACAUUUUCUCACACACUUACUUUGGCCAUUGACGUCUGCAGCAAGCCACUCAUUAACAAUUCUCAUUAC
This is a messenger RNA of Frankliniella occidentalis (western flower thrips), 930 nucleotides long. RefSeq lists its product as uncharacterized. NCBI's taxonomy places the organism in Eukaryota, Metazoa, Arthropoda, Insecta, Thysanoptera, Thripidae. Bases 40 to 579 code for a protein of 179 amino acids. The transcript has 4 exons. The record is from RefSeq and is a predicted model, not a curated record.